Messenger RNA from Orcinus orca (killer whale), 1552 nucleotides. It is a transcript of the gene RPL4, whose product is annotated as ribosomal protein L4. Bases 128 to 1459 code for a protein of 443 amino acids. Gene Ontology annotation, cellular component: ribosome; cytosolic large ribosomal subunit. NCBI's taxonomy places the organism in Eukaryota, Metazoa, Chordata, Mammalia, Artiodactyla, Delphinidae. The record is from RefSeq and is a predicted model, not a curated record. Gene Ontology annotation, biological process: translation. Gene Ontology annotation, molecular function: RNA binding; structural constituent of ribosome. The transcript has 10 exons.
UUGGUUUUGAGACGGGGCAGGGUGGGGGACGAGUUGAAGGUUACAUACAGAGUGGGAGUGCUAAGCACUUCCUUUUCCUGUGGGAGCCGCAGGGUUGAGAGGAGCGUGGCCUUCUCCUCUCCCCGCCAUGGCGUGUGCUCGUCCACUGAUAUCAGUGUACUCUGAAAAGGGGGAGUCAUCUGGCAAAAAUGUCACUUUGCCUGCUGUGUUCAAGGCUCCCAUUCGACCAGAUAUUGUGAACUUUGUUCACACCAACUUGCGCAAAAACAACAGACAGCCCUAUGCUGUCAGUGAAUUAGCAGGUCAUCAAACCAGUGCUGAGUCUUGGGGUACUGGCAGAGCUGUGGCUCGAAUUCCCAGGGUUCGAGGUGGCGGCACUCACCGUUCUGGCCAGGGUGCUUUUGGAAAUAUGUGUCGUGGGGGCCGCAUGUUUGCACCAACCAAGACCUGGCGACGUUGGCACCGCAGAGUGAAUACAACGCAGAAGCGAUAUGCCAUCUGCUCUGCGUUGGCUGCCUCGGCUUUACCAGCGCUGGUCAUGUCUAAAGGUCAUCGUAUAGAGGAAGUUCCUGAACUUCCUUUGGUGGUUGAAGAUAAAGUUGAAGGCUACAAGAAGACCAAGGAGGCUGUUUUGCUCCUGAAGAAACUUAAGGCUUGGAAUGAUAUCAAAAAGGUCUACGCCUCGCAGCGAAUGAGAGCUGGCAAAGGCAAAAUGAGAAACCGUCGCCGUAUCCAGCGCAGGGGACCCUGCAUCAUUUAUAAUGAGGACAACGGUAUCAUCAAGGCCUUCAGAAACAUCCCUGGAAUUACUCUGCUUAAUGUAAGCAAACUGAACAUUUUGAAACUUGCUCCUGGUGGGCACGUGGGACGUUUCUGCAUUUGGACUGAAAGUGCUUUCCGCAAGUUAGAUGAGCUGUAUGGCACUUGGCGUAAAUCUGCCUCCCUCAAGAGUAACUACAACCUCCCCAUGCAUAAGAUGCUCAAUACAGACCUUAGCAGAAUCUUGAAAAGCCCAGAGAUCCAAAGAGCCCUCCGAGCACCACGCAAGAAGAUUCAUCGCAGAGUCUUGAAGAAGAAUCCACUGAAAAACCUGAGAAUCAUGUUGAAGCUAAACCCAUAUGCAAAGACCAUGCGCCGGAACACCAUUCUUCGCCAGGCCAGGAACCACAAAAUCCGGAUGGAUAGGGUAGCAGCAGCACUAGAAGCCAAAUCAGAUGAGAAGGGGAUUCCAGGCAAGAAGCCUGUGAUGGGAAAGAAGGGAAAGGAGGCCGUUUGCGUUAAGAAGCUGAAGAAGCCGAAGAAGCCAAAGAAGCCUUUGGUGGGAAAAAAGGCUGCAGUGACCAAGAAACCAGCAGCUAAAAAGAAGCCUGCUAAAAAGAAGCCUGCAGAAAAGAAGCCCGCAGAAAAGAAGCCCACAGAAAAGAAACCCACCACAGAGGAAAAGAAGGCUGCUGCAUAAACUUAAAUUUGUUUAUUUGGUGAAGGUCAAAUCAUUUUGGACAGCUAAUUUUGAAUAAAGACCUUAUGAUCAAAGAGGCAGUGAGAAACAUGA